AUGGAGGUCAAUCAGGAGACCUCUGUCUUCCUGGUGAAGAUCUUGGAGGAGCUGGACAGCAAGCAAAACACGGUUUCCUAUCAGGACCUGUGCAAAUCACUGUGCGCGCGGUUCGAUCUGUCGCAGCUGGCCAAGCUGAGGAGCGUGCUCUUCUACACGGCUUGUCUCGAUCCCAACUUCCCAGCCACGCUGUUCAAAGACAAGAUGAAAUGCAACGUGAACAACCAGCAGUCCAAGAAGAUCAUGGUGGCGGCCGACAUCGUGACCAUUUUCAACCUGAUCCAGAUGAACGGGGGCGUGGCCAAAGAGAAGCUACCUGCUGGGCGCCAGAAAAUGCGCAAGAAGGAAGCCUCCUUUGAGUCCUGCCGCUCCGACACGGAGAUCACGGAGAUCUGCUCUGCCGCGGACUGCGAGUCACUCAACUGUGAGCUUAAUGACAGGCCUUUCAGCCGGGGCUACCCCACCAGGCAAUCCUCCAAGAGCCGCAAAAUGGACUGCAAGGACUGCCCGCAGUUCGUCCCCGCCUCUGAGCCCAACUUCUUGCUAGGGGUUAGCAAGGAGGGCAAGAGCCGAGCUGCCUCUCUGGACCGGCUGCAGGCCCUGGCCCCCUAUUCUGUGGCUAGCCCUCGGCCCUGUGAGAUGCAGCGGACCUACUUUCCCAUGAACCUCGAGAGCGAGUCCAUCUCCGACCAGGACUCGCUAUCUCUCAGCCAGGGUCUCAAGGAGACCUUCCUCUCCAACGAGGAGCCCUUUGUGGUCCAGUCCUGCGUGCAGAAGAGGAACAUCUUCAAGCAGGACUUUCACAACCUUAUGCCUGUCUCCCCUAGCUUGGUGGGCCCCCCUGGCAAAGUAGAUGGGGAAUGUGGGGAGCCCCAGAACCGGAAGGAGCCUCACAAACCCCCCUUCUUCAAUCACAGCUUUGAAAUGCCCUACAACAGCCAGUACCUUAAUCCGGUGUAUUCCCCUAUACCCGACAAGAGGAGAGUUAAGCAUGAAAGCCUGGACGAUCUUCAAGCCUCCACCUAUUUUGGACCUACACCAGUGAUGGGAGUCCAAGAAGCCCGGCGCUGCCCAGGGCGGCCCAGCAAACAGACCCCAUGGCCAGCCAAAAGCUGGAGCCUCAACACGGAGGAAGUGCCCGACUUUGAGCGGUCUUUCUUCAAUAGGAAUCCCUCCGGGGAAGAGAAGCUUCGCUACCCCAGUUCCGGCAGCCAGAGCCCUGCUUUCCCAGCCCCAGACAGACGCCCAGCUUACCUGGUGCCCAAGGACCAGCCGCCCAUUCUCCAGGUUGGCUAUGCAGCCAAACCCAACGGGCUCAAAGCUAAAGAGAUCCCGUCCCCCGUCGACCUGGAGAAGCAUGAGCCAGUCAAGAAGUUCAAAGACAAGAGCAUUGGCUGCACCAGUGGGCAGCUCAGCUCAGACACCAGUAGCGUGGGCACCCAGACCGAACAGCAGGUCCUGGAGUCCAAGAAAGGCAAAGACUUGUGCACCUCUGGGCAAGGCAAGUACGGUGACAGGCAUGCCCUGAAGCACUCCGACGACGACUCGGAGGUCGUCAGCGAUGACAUCAGCGACAUUUUCCGUUUUCUCGACGACAUGAGCGUCAGUGGGUCCACGGGAGUGAUGCACUCGUCCUGCUACAAUAGCACCGGAUCCCUGUCCCAGCUGCCCAAGUCAGACUGUGACAGCUCUCCUGAGCACCACCUCCCCAAACUUGCCAAUGGGUUCCCUGGCAGCAAGGGAGACAAGGUCAACCGACCAGAGCGCCUCCAGCCCUCAGAGGAGGAGCUGAAAACCAGUGUGUGCAAAUUGGUGCUGCGCAUUGGUGAGAUCGAGCGGAAGCUGGAGUCGCUGUCUGGAGUGCGUGAGGAAAUCUCCCAGGUCUUGGGCAAACUCAACAAACUGGACCAGAAGAUGCAACAGCCCGAGAAGGUGAACGUACAGAUGGAUCUGAACUCCCUGACAAGUGAGGCUCCGUCCGACGACACAGCCUCCCCACGUGUGUUCCGGGCGCACGAGAGCUCCCACACAGCCCCGUUGGAAAACAACCCAGAGUGGUGUUGUUCAGAUGCCAGUGGAAGCAACAGUGAGAGCUUACGCGUCCAAGCCCUGAAGAAAAGCCUCUUUACCCGUCCGUCCUCCAGGUCCCUGACUGAGGAGAACAGCGCUACAGAAUCCAAGAUUGCCAGCAUCUCCAACUCGCCCAGAGACUGGCGCACCAUCACCUAUUCCAGCCGCGGAGGCCUCAGCGGGGAGGAAAUGAAAGACGCAGGACCAGCAGUGGAAAGUAAGGACUGGCAUCGGAAACCCAAAGAGGCUUCGCAGCACCGCCUACCCAAGCAGCCCAAAGACGGCAGCUUCCUGGUGGAGCAGGUGUUCAGCCCUCACCCCUACCCCGCCUCCCUCAAGGCCCACAUGAAGAGCAACCCUUUGUACACUGACAUGCGGCUUACGGAGCUGGCUGAGGUGAAGCGGGGCCAGCCCUCCUGGACCAUCGAGGAGUACACACGGAAUGCAGGCGACAAGGGCAAGCUGACGGCCCUCGACCUCCAGACACAAGAAUCUUUGAACCCAAACAACCUCGAGUACUGGAUGGAAGAUAUUUAUACUCCAGGCUACGACUCGUUAUUAAAGAGGAAGGAAGCUGAAUUCCGACGAGCCAAGGUGUGCAAGAUAGCGGCUCUGAUUGCUGCCGCUGCAUGCACUGUCAUCUUGGUCAUUGUGGUCCCCAUCUGUACCAUGAAAUCUUGAGGCCACGGACGCCCCAGUCACACACGGCUCAUGGCGACCCACG
Messenger RNA from Ochotona curzoniae (black-lipped pika), 2794 nucleotides. RefSeq names its product membrane integral NOTCH2 associated receptor 1 (gene MINAR1). Lineage: Eukaryota; Metazoa; Chordata; Mammalia; Lagomorpha; Ochotonidae. Gene Ontology annotation, cellular component: plasma membrane. Bases 1 to 2751 code for a protein of 916 amino acids. The record is from RefSeq and is a predicted model, not a curated record. Gene Ontology annotation, biological process: negative regulation of TOR signaling; negative regulation of cell population proliferation. The transcript is spliced from 3 exons.